AUGACUUUGGACAUAAUGCAAGUUGGGGAUUUUGUCUUAUUUUAUGGAUGCAUGUUAUACCAUUUUAUUGGUAAAAUAGCUUCAUAUGAUUUUAAAUAUAAUCCUAAUGACAAGAAUCUUGACAUCAUUGCGAAACCUUUUCAAGCGACGAAAAGAACGAUAACCGAACAAAUCAAAACUCAUUUACUUAAACAGAUGAACAAAAGCAAUGCACAACAAACUUUUAAUAGCUUAAAUGAUAAUCGUAAAACGAUACAAAAGCUUUACGAUUGUAGAGAUUUUCACUUUGUCCAAGUGCUUCCAAAUUGGUUGGACAAUGCUCCAAAAACGUACAGUGAAUGGAUGAAGAAUGUAAAAUCUACGCCUCCACCCAAUUGGAAACCACCAGAUGUUAACCCGUAUAGGAAAAGUCUUGAACGAUUUAUACCCAGUACUACAAAGAGUCAAAAUAUCGUCAAUAUCGAUAGUACAUUUUUAUACACUCGAACUACAACCGCCGCCGCCAGACCUACAUUAACAGAAUAUUUAAAUAAUAAUGAUAUCUCUAUGAAUGAUGAAAUUAUGAGUAUCCUUGGCAGUUAUAACUUUCUUAAAGACCCUAACUCAAACACAAUUAAAAAAAAAUAA
This is a messenger RNA of Diversispora eburnea, 627 nucleotides long. NCBI's taxonomy places the organism in Eukaryota, Fungi, Glomeromycota, Glomeromycetes, Diversisporales, Diversisporaceae. The record is from the annotation of a GenBank genome assembly.